Molecule: messenger RNA, 1356 nt
Organism: Colletotrichum karsti
Lineage: Eukaryota; Fungi; Ascomycota; Sordariomycetes; Glomerellales; Glomerellaceae
Exons: 8
Coding region: 1-1356 (451 amino acids)
Molecular function (GO): hydrolase activity, acting on carbon-nitrogen (but not peptide) bonds, in linear amides
Source: RefSeq, a predicted model, not a curated record
AUGGGCAAGACUGGAGUUCGAACGGCCAAUAAGGUCAGCUUUGACAAGCCGGCUUCCGAACAGCCUGGUCUACAUAACAGAUGGCACCCUGAAAUCCCCUUCGCCGGAACAAUCAAGGAUGGCGAAACGGUCAAGAUCGAGUGUGUCGACUGGACCGGUGGUCAAAUCGGCAACAACGACUCCGCAGACGAUAUGCUCAAUGUCGAUCUGACCAAGAUCCAUUACCUCAGCGGUCCCUUCGAGGUCGAAGGCGCCCAGCCAGGCGACCUUCUGCUCGUCGAAAUCAUGGACGUCCAGCCGUUCGAGGACCAGCCGUGGGGAUUCACCGGCGUGUUCGACAAGAACAACGGCGGCGGCUUCCUGGACGAGUUCUAUCCCACCGCAGCUAAGGCCAUCUGGGACUUUGAGGGAAUCUAUUGCACCUCGCGCCACAUUCCCGGCGUCAAGUUUGCGGGCCUAAUCCACCCGGGCAUCCUCGGUUGUGCGCCCUCCGCCGAGGUUCUUGACAUAUGGAAUACGCGCGAAGGCGAGCUCAUCAGUGCCAACAAGCUCGACCGAGACGUCGCGAAGCCUCCGGAGCCCAUCAAUGUGCACGCCGGGGCUGCCGACGAUGCUGUGAAGGAGAGGGUUGGAAAGGAGGGCGCCAGAACGAUCCCAGGACGGCCUGAGCACGGAGGAAACUGCGACAUCAAGAAUCUGAGCAGGGGAAGCAAGGUAUAUCUCCCGGUUCACGUCGCGGGCGCGAAGUUCAGCGUGGGGGAUUUGCACUUUUCUCAGGGCGACGGGGAAAUAUCCUUCUGCGGCGCCAUCGAAAUGGCGGGAGUCAUCACGAUCAACUUCAAGGUCAUCAAAAACGGCGUGGCGGAUCUGGGUCUCAAGUCGCCCAUCUACAUCCCGGGGCCCGUCGAGCCCCAGUUCGGACCGGGACGACAAAUCUACUUUGAGGGGUUCUCCGUCGAUCAGCACGGCAAGCAGCACUACAUGGAUGUCACCGUCGCAUAUCGCCAGACGUGUCUUCGCGUCAUCGAAUACCUUCGCCGCUUCGGUUACAGUGAUUACCAGGCGUACCUUCUCAUGUCGUGCGCACCGAUCCAGGGUCACGUGGCUGGCAUUGUCGACAUUCCCAACGCCUGCACGACCAUCGGGUUGCCGAUGGACAUCUUCGACUUUGACAUCUCGCCGGCUGCUGGCAAGGUUGAAAAGCGUGAUUUGGGCAACUGCGUGUUCGCCACGGGGGUCACGGAAGGCAAGAUUACGCAGGGCGGGGAGAACAGUGAGCAUAGCUACGGUGGCGGGCUGACGUAUAAGAAGUCGGUCGUGGAGGAUGUCAAGGAUAAAGUCAUGGGAGGUGUUUGA